This is a messenger RNA of Nicrophorus vespilloides, 1446 nucleotides long. RefSeq names its product serine protease snake-like. Bases 131 to 1246 code for a protein of 371 amino acids. The transcript is spliced from 7 exons. Gene Ontology annotation, molecular function: serine-type endopeptidase activity. Lineage: Eukaryota; Metazoa; Arthropoda; Insecta; Coleoptera; Silphidae. The record is from RefSeq and is a predicted model, not a curated record. Gene Ontology annotation, biological process: proteolysis.
UAAAUCACUUUAUAUUUAUUUUUGGUGUAACUGUAUCAACGUCGCUCCAUCAGCGAGCUGCGGUAAAAUUAUCAAAAGUUGACCGGUCCGCGGCGAUAAAAAGUGCAGCACAGAUUGCUUCAAUGUCAACAUGUCUGUCCGUUUUCUUGUCUAUGCAUUUAUAAUAUUUAUAUCUAUAAAUUACGGAAUUUCGAUUAAAUGGGGCGAUGAAUGUUUAUUGGAAAACGGUCAAAAUGGUGUCUGCGUGGAGGCUUCUAGAUGUGAGCAAGUUUACAAAAGUAUCAAACUCGGUGUAGGUAAACUUCCGAAGUUAUGCGAGUACAAAGGAAAACACACCACGGUUUGUUGCAACGAUAAAAAUGUAACGCAAAUUACAGGAGUGAGAAGUGUGCAAGCUUGCAAUAAUUGGAAUCGCUUUAGAAUAGUGCCAAAAAUUAGUCUGAUCAUUGGAGGAGGAGGUGAACCAUCAUUGCUAGCGGAAUUUCCACACAUGGCCGCAUUAGGGUACGCUGUUAAUGGAUCGAACGAGACAGUUUGGGGUUGCGGCGGUAGCCUAAUAAGUUUAAAAUUCAUCUUAACUGCAUCACAUUGUUUGAAUACAACUGAAUUUGGAGCAGUUAAGUAUGUGAGACUUGGAGCAUUGAAUAUAUCAGAUAGUGUUUCAAAAACGUUUGAAGACUUUCAAGUGUUGCGAGUGCACAGACAUCCACUGUACAAACGACCUAGUAAGUAUAACGAUAUAGCUUUGUUGGAAUUAGACAGAUUAGUGAAGACUACGCUAUACAUUCAACCUGCUUGUCUGAACAUCAAUAUAACUGAUUCACCACAUAAUCUCAUUGCUACUGGAUGGGGUUUGCUAUCAUUCUUUGGAAGAGCGGCGGAGCAUUUGCAAAAAUUAUAUCUUAACCAUGUUAAUAACACGAAAUGCAGACUGAAUUACGAUGUGAACGAGCGCAGUUUAAAUAAAGGCAUUCAAGAGCAACAUCAAAUUUGCGCUGGAUUCGUAGGCAGAGAUACAUGCAAAGGAGACUCCGGAGGACCGUUGCAAUUUAAAAAUCCGCGUGGCACUUAUUAUAUUUACGGAAUAACUUCUUUUGGAAAACCAUGCUUACUGACUCCCAGUCCUGGAGUAUACACGAGAGUCGCCUACUAUAUAGAUUGGAUAGAGAACAUCGUUUGGCCAAAUGGCUCAAGUUAUUAUUACUAUUUAGAAUUAUUUAGUAAGGUUAGAAAUAUAAAAUUGUGAUUUAAAUUAUAAUGAAAAACAAUUAGAUAUAUAGAGAAACGCAUCUAACGUAUCUUGUAAUGUUUAUUUCAUUUAUUCGAAUUGAACUUUUACACGAGUUUCAUUGAUGUGCAGGAUUAUAUUAUAUACGGCCUUCGAUGCAAAGCAAUAAUUCUUUUAUAAAUAAGUAAAAUCUAAGAAAAUCAAGAUUUACUAUUCGU